This is a messenger RNA of Solanum dulcamara, 1448 nucleotides long. RefSeq lists its product as uncharacterized. The record is from RefSeq and is a predicted model, not a curated record. The coding region runs from base 203 to 1138 and encodes 311 amino acids. Gene Ontology annotation, molecular function: uroporphyrinogen-III synthase activity. Lineage: Eukaryota; Viridiplantae; Streptophyta; Magnoliopsida; Solanales; Solanaceae. Gene Ontology annotation, biological process: tetrapyrrole biosynthetic process. The transcript has a single exon.
UUGCGGGGUUACUAAGUCCCCGUCAUCACAAGUCGACAAACUCCUCCCUUGCACGGUGGCUGGCGUCCCUUCCAGGGGAAAAAAAAAAAACUUAUCUCAAUGUUAACUCCCGGCGAACUACUCCAUUCAUUAGGCGAUAAAGAUAGAUAGAUACAUAAAACUGAGAGCCCCAAGAUGAUAAGGCAAUGAUAGUACUAAAAAUAUGCAGCAUCCUCCGCUAUUUCCUUUUCCAAUUCCAAGCCCUGAAAACAAUAGAAGAAACUGUAUCAUAGCUUUCACCACUCCUCAAAACUACGCAUCAAGAUUAUCUGAGCUCAUACACCUCAAGGGAUGGACACCCCUUUGGUGUCCCACAGUCAUUGUUGAAUCUACCCAACAAACAAUCUCUUCCAUUCAUCACUACCUCAACCCAGCUGGUACUGAUGAACCCAAUUCGUUUCUUGAAGAAUUUUCAGCUCUUGCAUUCACUUCAAGAACUGGGAUUACAGCUUUUUCACAAGCUUUAUCCAUUAACCCCACACCCCCAUUAACCCCAAAUGGAGAAAUUCUUACAAUUGCAGCUUUGGGUAAGGAUGCUGAACUCCUGGAUCGAGAUUUUAUUCAAAAAAUGUGUGAAAACCCAGAAAGAAUUCGAAUUUUGGUUCCUCCAAUUGCAACCCCAUCUGGGCUAGUUGAGGCGCUAGGAUUAGGCCUAGGGAGAAAAGUGUUAUGCCCAGUUCCAUUAGUGAUUGGGUUGGAUGAACCACCUGUUGUGCCGAAAUUCCUUGAGGAUUUAUCCAAAAGGGGGUGGAUUCCAGUGAGAUUAGAUGCAUACGAGACGCGAUGGGUUGGGGCGAAAUGCGCGGUGGAUGUGGUGAGAAAGAGUGAAGAGGAGUGUGGAUUUGAUGCAAUUGUGUUUACUAGUACUGGAGAAGUGGAGGGUUUGUUGAAGAGCUUGAAGGAAUUUGAUUUGGAUUGGUCAAUGGUGAGGAGGAGGUGUCCAAGAAUGGUGGUGGCUGCUCAUGGCCCUGUUACAGCUGCAGGUGCUGAGAGUUUGGGGGUUGGCAUUGAUGUGGUAAGUUCCAAUUUUGGUAGCUUUGAUGGUGUUGUUGAUGCACUAGCUCAUAAAUGGAAAUCAUUGGAAAAUCAAGAAUCUUGAUUUUGGUUUUUUGCUCUUUUUUGGUGUGAAUUCUUUCUUACCAAAAUCAAGAAUCUUGAAUUUGGUUUUUGCUCAUCAUGGAAGGUUUGAUGGAGCUAGAAUUGUUCCAGCACACCUCUUUCAAAGGAUUAACAAUUUGCUAUUUCUAGCAAAGAAAUUGUGAAGAGCCUAGCACCCCUCUUUAAUUGUUUGGCCAAAAUUUCUUUAAUUGUCUAGUUACAGUUUUUGUAAUUCUAGAUACCUCUUUAGUUUUGUACUACUAAUUUGGAAUUUACAGUAAUUGAUGUUGUGAGUUCCAGGUUUGAUAGAA